Molecule: messenger RNA, 1936 nt
Organism: Gaeumannomyces tritici R3-111a-1
Lineage: Eukaryota; Fungi; Ascomycota; Sordariomycetes; Magnaporthales; Magnaporthaceae
Product: DNA excision repair protein ERCC-8
Exons: 1
Coding region: 251-1813 (520 amino acids)
Biological process (GO): transcription-coupled nucleotide-excision repair; proteasome-mediated ubiquitin-dependent protein catabolic process; protein polyubiquitination
Cellular component (GO): nucleotide-excision repair complex; Cul4A-RING E3 ubiquitin ligase complex
Molecular function (GO): protein binding
Source: RefSeq, a predicted model, not a curated record
AACCUUCCCCUUCUGCGGCGAUGACGUCGCGGUUCAGAGGCGAAGUGAACCACGACCCCACAAUUACUGCCUGCGGCUAGGCUCCCGCUUGCGCGAUAGCAGACGCGACACAGCGCAACCGUCACCAAAUCUCAUCUCCAUUUAGACACCACUUUUGAUGAGAGCCCAGACUAUCAGACUAUACUAGAAACCCUUAACCCUUUGCGGCCGAAGUCUGCCCUCGUGGGUAGUCUUCGCAAAGGGCAGAUGCAUGAACAAUCUCCUGUUUGAGAGGUUGGUUGGAGAUGUCGACCGAAGGACAUUCGCGAGGCUUCACACAAUCAGGCUAUUACACUCCUUUCGCGCCGCGCCCCAUCAUCGUUUCGAUGGCGGCGAACAAAGCGCCACUCUGUAUGCCAGCGGCGCUGCUGGGCCAUCCCGGCUCGCCGACGAGGAUGAACGCCGCUCCAUCUGGGCCCACAAGUCGGGUGUGAACGCCCUAGCUUUAGAGCGCUUCGACGGCCGCGUCCUGGCCUCGGGCGGCUCUGACGGCACCAUCCGCCUCUGGGACCUGGAGCAGUGUCGAAACCCCCACAGACCGCACACUUACCGCCCGACGGCCCAGAUCGCCCGGGAGACCGGCGCCGGCCAGCUCGGCCGCUCGGCGGUCGGCGCCGACAGGGACGCACACAGGCACCAGCACCACCGCUUCGGCGUUACGCACCUGUCCUUCUUCCCGUUCGACGCCGACGCCUUCCUAUCGUCGUCGUACGACCAGACCCUCAAGGUCUGGGCCACGGAGCCGGCCCAGCUCUCGGGCUCGUUCGACCUCGGCGCAAAGGUGUACACCCACGCGACGUCGCCCAUCGCCUCGCACCUCCUCGUCGCCUGCGCUACGCAGCACCCGGCCGUGCGCCUCGUCGACCUACGCUCCGGUGCCGCCGUCCAGAGCCUCAUGGCCGCGGGCCAGAUCGGCGCGGCUGCGGGCGCCGUGCUCUCGGCCGCCUGGUCGCCCGCGCGCGAGCACGUGCUAGCCAGCGGCGCCGCCGACGGCACUAUCCGCGUCUGGGAUGUGCGCCGCGCCAACGCCCUCGUCGCCCUGCUAGACCACGAGGACGGCCUGGGUAUCCUGCGGCGCGCCGGCGGCGGCGGCCGCGUCGCCUCUGCCCCGGACGCGACGUUGUCGUCGCGCGGCAUCCGCGCCUCGGCCAAGGCGCACGCGGGCCCCGUCAACGGUCUGGCCUGGACUGACGACGGCGACUUCGUCGUGAGCGCGGGCCACGACCGGCGCGUGCGCGUUUGGGAUGCUACGACCGGCGCAAACACGCUCGUCAACUUCGGGCCGUCGAUCCGCAACGGCGGGCUGAUGAGCGUCGACAUGUUCGUGUCGCCGACGGGCCUGGCCGGUCCGGGGCCCGGGUCGGGCCCCUCGAGGCGCGACGUUCUGUUUUGGCCAAACGGCAGCGAGGUGUUGGCGCUCGACCUCCACGAGGGCACCAUCAUCCGGCGACUGAGGGUGGCUGGCGGCGGCGCCAGCGCGCAGCAGCAGCAGGCCGCCAAGAACCGCGUCACCAGCUUGGCGUGGAGGGGUGCGGGGGGGUUUGGGUCGUCGUCCGGGCAUGUGGUCGGGGGCCGUAACGCGGCCGGCGGUGUGUACUCUGGACACUCCGACGGCCAGAUCCGGGUUUGGGCGCCCGAACUUGAGGGUCCUGAGGGGGACGAGUUUGGGGUCCCCGAGGAGUCUGAGGAGGCCGCUGUGGAGCGGACGAGGAAGAGGAAGGCUCUUGAUAACGUUUAUAAAACCCUGAUGGGACAGAAUGUUAGGUUUCAGUAAAUCAGUUGUUGUGAUAUAUAAUCAAAAUUGGCUCGAUGCAUGAGCGUAUUUGAUUUUCCAGCUUGUCGCUUUGGCAUUUUUUAUGCCAUGAUAUUUACUGCAUUUUGACGUUCAUAUCGAGAG